UCAAUAUCCGGUUUAUUGCAGAUGAAGUUGCACAGAUCAUAAACAAGUGAGAACGAAAAUAGGCAGGGAACAUCUGCCUGUUAAAAGCAUGUUUCUAUUCAGUUUAACUAGUGGAUAUAUAUUUUAAACUUUAACAAGUGGUUGCUGUAUGCCACAUGCGCAACACCCUGUCUGAAACCAACUUGCAAACGUUUAAAAUCUUUUAAAAUAUAUGUUCAUAUACUUCAAUAAGAGCGGCUUUUGUGUCUUGCAACGGUCUAAUGAAGAUAUAAGGAUAAGUUCACAUUAUUUCCACAAUGACAAAAGUAGCUCUGAUUAUCGUUAACAAAGAAUUUCAUGUACAAGAAACAGAUGAUAAAAGAUGCGGUGCGACCAAAGACUUCCAGAAAAUGUGUUGGAUGUUUGCCGAACUUGGAUUUAUCGUGAUUCAUCGCUUCAAUCAGACAUCAAAGGGAAUCCGGACUGCAAUUAAAGAUGCGUGCAGUAUACCAAGCGAGUGUUUCGUCUUCGUGCUGAGCACACACGGUGAGGAGAGUUACCUACCCAAGGACAGCAAUGCACACGGGGGCGAAACAGGCCUACGGGCGGAGGUAUAUGAUCAAAUGGUACUGGGGAUUGACGGACAGGCGCUCUCUGUGAAUAAUCUUCUAAAGGAAAUAGACAACAACGCACUGAAGAAUAUGCCAAAAAUAUGUUUUAUUCAGGCUUGUCGUUCAAUUGAGGGCAAUCAAACAAUUGCAAUUGACGAGGGCACAAGUUUAUUUGUUCAGGAGCAGUUUGACAAAACAGAUGGCGGGAUUCUCCACUUUAACAUACAAAACAAGGUCAUAUGGUAUGAUGACGACGUUGUUCAAGCCGUGAACGCAGAGACCGAAGGAAAAAAGGUACACCAAACGGUUAAUGAUGUAGAAGAAACAUAUGCAUUCGGGAACUUGUGUGUUCAAGAAAGUCCAUUUGAUCUGCCCGAUUCGGAUAACGAGGAUGGCGAAGUCACGCCCGAUGUGCGGGGUGCUGAUGAUUCGAAGACUAUGCCCAAAGUGGCUACUCUGGUGGCUCCCGUCGAUUGCCCCACCAACUUCCUUGUUAUGUACCCCGUUCAACCGCAUAAAUAUGCUUUGCGAAAGGCUGACACGGGAUCGUUGAUGCUCUACUACAUGUUCAAACUGCGGAACAUGUUGAAGAACGAUGGUCGUAUCUUGUCGUAUCUGACCACAGUCCUGCGUGCGAUGGCCGAUCACACAUCGCAUUACAAAGGUCAAGAAAUAAAAAUGUGUGGAACUAUAUACCACAGGCUGACCCGUGAAGUUUUUCUUAAAAAUACACACGCACCGACAAAGCAGUUCGAAACCUGGAAGUCAAUGCUUAAAUCGAAAAGAAAAUGAUAAACGGCAUGCUACUUACCGUAACUAUGUUUUUGAACGGUGGCAAACGGAUUGUGACAUAUUACCAGACAUGUUCGAAAAAUUUAAGUAUUUGCUUUUCAAAUAUUAAUUAUUUUCCAUCAAAAUUGAUUCCGAUAUAGUAUUAUUAUAAUUAUCAAUAUCAGCAUUAAUUAUAUAGACUAUGUCAUUUUUAAGAUAUCGGUUAAGGUGAGGAAGUUAACUUAAACUUACACAAACUUGCACUUUGAAUAGAAUAAGAGUAGGUAUCAGACGCAUUAAAAAAUUUAAAUGUGUGUCUUCUUUAAACUGUACUAUUGUGAAAUGUAAUUAUAUUCUUUUUAAUCAGGUGGUCGGUUGACAAUACAAGGACAAUGGCGUUCAAAGUUAUAAACAUGUAUUUAUCGCAACAACUUAAAGCUUAUGACAGUAGGCUCUCAAAACAACAGCCCGAAAAUUGUGGAUUACAAUAUUAUACAAAACUUAAAUUCUAUUUACUGUUUCCACGAUUUCCAAAUAUACGAUAACAUUACAAGGGUAUUGCUGUUUAAAUAGUUUUUGAGCGGUUGGUUAUGUUAAAAUAUUCCGCCAUGGCCACUCCCCCCCCCGUUACCAAAAACCCAUAUUGUAAACUAUUUUUUGCAUCGCAUUUCUUUUUUGUAACAGUUUAUGUAUCUUAUUUUCGUGUUUUACGGAUACAAGUUUGAAGUGGCGUUAAGAAACCUAUAUAUAUUGCUAACUUAUUAUUAAGUGAAACAAAUGUUGAAUAAUAUAUUGGAAAUACAAUAUAAACACCAACAUAUUCGUUGAUAAGUCUGUUGAACAACAAUAAGUUUACACAGUCUCAACUUUCUUUGUGCUUAUUACUUACGUACACAUUGGUGCAUAUACAUUGUUUCUAUGGAUAUAAAUUGUCCAAACUUUUGCAAAGUCGCCAUAUGUAAGUAACUAGUAACUUUUAGAAAACGUGCAUAUACGUGUUGUUUUAAUUAAAUCGGUGUUGAAACUUUCUUAUAUUUAAAUGUGUGUACUGUUUCUUUAUGUAUACUUUCCGGUGAACUUUCGUGCGUCUUCAAUUAAACUCGACCCUCAA
Dreissena polymorpha is the source of this 2472-nucleotide messenger RNA. RefSeq lists its product as uncharacterized. Gene Ontology annotation, molecular function: cysteine-type endopeptidase activity. The transcript is spliced from 7 exons. NCBI's taxonomy places the organism in Eukaryota, Metazoa, Mollusca, Bivalvia, Myida, Dreissenidae. The record is from RefSeq and is a predicted model, not a curated record. The coding region runs from base 297 to 1382 and encodes 361 amino acids. Gene Ontology annotation, biological process: proteolysis.